Molecule: messenger RNA, 1877 nt
Organism: Clarias gariepinus (North African catfish)
Lineage: Eukaryota; Metazoa; Chordata; Actinopteri; Siluriformes; Clariidae
Gene: qpctlb
Product: glutaminyl-peptide cyclotransferase-like b
Exons: 8
Coding region: 172-1344 (390 amino acids)
Molecular function (GO): glutaminyl-peptide cyclotransferase activity; zinc ion binding
Source: RefSeq, a predicted model, not a curated record
ACUGCGAACUGUAUGUGAGGAAACGCAUUUGGGAAUUGUCAUGUAGAAUGGCAGGGACGCUGCAGUUUACCGUCCUUUCCUAAAACUAGGUGACUGCAUUAAGGUUGAUUUUUGUGUGCCGCUUCUAUCCCAGCAAACUGGCUGAACUCUCAGUGCCACUGCAGUUUGGAGAUGAAGCGCAGAAGGUCCAAGCCCACUCAGCUGAGCUGUAUUUUUGGCUUGUGCAGUCAGCCACCAAUUUGCCGAAUGAGAUUGUUGCUGCUCUGCUUAUGUGUGCUGCUGGCAGUGACUCUGAGUCUUGGAUUAAUGCUGUCUGAUCAUGAUUCUAGAAGUUCUGAAGAUUUAUCAGCCAGAGUUCCAGACCUGAAAAAAGAUAAACUGACCCACAGACCAAGUAAAGCCACUGCGGCCCAGGUGAAGCGGCUGAUCUCUGAAGUUAACUGGACUCGGUUAUGGUAUGCCCAUCUCCAGCCUAUCCUCAUAGAGCGACACCCAGGCUCCCGUGGUAGCCGUAAUGUUCGAAGGCACGUGUCCUCUGUGUUGGACUCUCUGUCUGCCGGGUGGUCAGUGCAGAUCGAUUCCUUCAACUCCGAAACCCCCCGUGGCCCGGUCAACUUCUCUAACAUCCUGGCAGUGUUGGACCCCUUGGCUCCACGGCGUCUGCUUUUAGCUUGCCAUUAUGACACAAAGAACAUACCUUUAGGGAAUCAGGAGCCAAAGCAGAUGUUUGUGGGGGCGAGUGACUCAGCAGUUCCAUGUGCUAUGAUGCUGGAGCUGGUCACUGCGCUGGACAGCCAUCUAAAAAUGCUCAAACAGCAGAUGGCUCAGGUGACACUGCAGCUGGUUUUUUUUGAUGGGGCAGAAGCGUUUGAGGAGUGGACUUCCUCCGACUCCCUGUAUGGUUCCCGCCAUCUUGCUGAACACAUGUCUCGUGUUCCACAUCCUCCUGGCUCUGAACACACAACACUGUUGCAUGCCGUGGAUCUCUUUAUUCUCUUGGCUCUGAUCGGUGGCCCAAGUCCAACAUUUGUGAAUCAUUUUGCGAACAGUGCUCGCUGGUUUGAUCAACUUGUACUGGCAGAAAAGAGACUUCAUGGUCUGGGGUUGCUGUCGUCCCACCCCAGCGGGCAGACGUACUUUAGAAAAGAUAUAACUAUGGGGCCGGUAGAUGAUGACCAUACACCUUUCCUUCAGCGAGGGGUUCCAGUGCUACACAUAAUUGCUACACCCUUCCCAUCAUAUCACCAUACAGUGGAGGACAAUGCAGACAAGGUUCACAGUGAUACAGUGGAGAACCUCACCAAAGUACUGGUGGUCUUUUUAGCAGAAUAUCUCGGGUUGUAGAGGAAAAAAUACUCUAUCAUGAGACUUCCAUAUACCUCUCAGAACCAAAAGCUAAAUCUGUAAAGCGGCCUUAUUGCAUUGUUAAUUCAAAAAUACAGCAUAACUGAUAUUUUUUGGUAAUUGAGUUACACCGAAUAAUUUAUGCAAUAAGCUCAAGCUACAUUUCAAUAGCCUUAGUCUGUGUGUAUAAGCAGAGAAUGAAUGUACAUUAGCUUUAUGUUCCUGAGGAGUUUACACUGCCUCUCUAAAGAGUGCAAUAACAAUCAAUAUUAAACCUGUGCAGCAAUAUAUACACACCUGUUAACUUGUAUUUACACGCACUUACGGUAUAUAAUGCACUUUUACAGUAUAAUGUAAUGAAAUGCUGCAGUAUUAUAACAAACAACAGGAAUAACAUUAAUACUUCUGUAUAAAAUAGGGUUGUCUUUUAGGAAUCUCUUUUCAGUAGCAUAGUUAUGCAUUACAGGUCUGUUCAGUUACUAUAUUAAGGUCCGGUAUUUGCACUGUUGCACUUCUCAAAACUGUUUAGGUAU